CUUCACUGACACUCUACCUUAUCGAAAAAUGAGAAUUGUGUUUAUUUUAUUCUCACUUUCUCGCCUUCCAAACAAAGUGUAACAAAAAUUGCUUGUACUACAGUUUCCGAGUUCAUGUUGAUUGUUGAGUUUGGGGAUCACCGACUUGAGCUGCAAAUCAUCUCCUUCUGAUGCACGAUAGUGGGGGUUUCCUGUGUUAGUAAAGCAAAGAGAACUAUAUGGAUCGACUCAGCGGUUCUGCCAAUCUAAUGAUAGUGUCUGAUCUUGAUUUGACAAUGGUUGACCAUGAUGAUCCAGAAAACCUUGCUCUUCUUAGGUUUAAUGCGCUAUGGGAAGCUUAUUAUCGUCAAAACUCUCUGCUACUUUUCUCCACUGGGAGAUCACCUACUAUAUAUGGAGAGUUGAGAAACCAAAAACCUCUGUUAACUCCAGAUGUAACAAUAAUGUCUGUGGGGACUGAGAUUACAUAUGGCGAAUCCAUGGUACCAGAUGAUGAGUGGACACAGUAUCUGGAUCAUAAGUGGAACAGGGACAUAGUUGUGGAGGAAACAGCCAAGUUUCGUGAACUAGUUAGUCAAUCAGAUACAGAGCAACGGCCUCACAAGGUUAGCUUUUAUUUGGAGAAAGGAAAGGCAUCAAAAGUCAUGCAAGCUCUCUCAAAUUGUUUGGAAAAACGCGGGUUAGAUGUGAAAAUCAUUUAUAGCAAUGGUAUUGCUUUGGAUAUAUUACCCCAAGCUGCUGGCAAAGGACGAGCUCUUGCUUUUCUGCUUGAAAAGUUAAAAGCUGAUGGACUACAACCACACAACACCCUUGUUUGUGGUGAUUCUGGAAAUGAUGCUGAACUGUUCAGUGUACCUGAAGUUUAUGGGGUGCUGGUAAGUAAUGCACAGGAAGAAUUGGUUCAAUGGUAUGCGGAAAAUGCAAGGGGCAAUCUACAAAUACUUCAUGCAACUGAGAGGUGUGCGGCUGGUAUUAUACAAGCCAUUGGUAACUUCUCUCUAGGUCCACAUUUGUCUCCAAGAGAUGUUAGAGACUCAGUGUUCCACACGAAAGUUCUUAGUCCUAGCCAUGAAGUAGUGAUGUUCUACCUAUUUUAUGAGAGAUGGAUGCGUGGAGAAAUUGAAAAUUCUGAGCAGUAUAUGCAAUAUUUAAAAUCUGUCUUACAUUCUACAGGAAAUUAUGUCCAUCCCUCUGGAAUUGACCGACCUAUGCACCAAAUUAUAGAUACCUUAAAGAUGCAGUUUGGUGAGAAUCAGGGCCUAGGCUUUCGGGUUUGGGUUGAUCGUACGUCUUUUGCAGAAAUUAGUUUGGGCUCAUGGCUGGUCAAAUUUGACAAGUGGGAGUUAUCUGAUAUCCUCAUUGACAUCCCCCCUCAAAUUGAUGCGGUUUGUCAAGAAGCAUCAAUUUGCUAAGAAGAAACUGGUGACGGGCACGAGGAACCGCUUUAGUGAAGAUAUCUGCAAGCUGAAGCUGCGAGGAGACAUGAGGAAGAGAGAUAACAUGAUCAUCAAGAGCCUCACGAAUGGAGUGACAAUCCACUUCAAUAUGCUUAGUGCGCUCAUGAAAAACUGGAUUAGUAGCAAGCUGAAUAGCGCUUGUGUUGUCAGCAUGGAGAGGCGUCGCAUUGAUUUGAGGGAAUCCGAGUUCAGCCAAUAAACCACGAAGCCAAGUUAUUUCAGAGCAAGCAGUGGACAUAGCUCGAUAUUCAGACUCAGUGGAUGACUUGGAAACGCGGGCUUGCUUUUUGCUCUUCCAAGAAAUUAAGGCCGGACCAAGGAACAUGCACCAACCGGACACCGACCUUCGUGUAUCAGCACAACCUGCCCAAUCAGCAUCACUAUAGGCAAGCAAAGUAAGAGAUGUACUGGCCGGAAAAAAUAAUCCUCGAUAAGAAGUUCCUUUCAAAUAGCGAAUGAUGCGACGAACAGCAGCCAAGUGAAGAUGACGAGGAGUGUGCAUGAAUUGACUAACUUGUUGUACUGCAAAGGAAAUAUCUGGACGUGUAAUAGUCAAAUAGUUAAGACUUCCCACCAAUUUACGAUACAAUAAAGGAUCAGGCAAAAGAUCACCCUCAUCACGAUGAUAUUUGACAUUAACUUCAAGAGGAGUAUCCACAGGGACAGCAGAUUGAAGACCAGCCAAAGAAACUAAGUCCUCAGUAUACUUGUGCUGAUUGAGAAAAAUACCUUUGGAGUCAGAAUGAACCUCAAGCCCCAAGAAAUAGUGAAGAUACCCAAGAUCCUUCAUGUGAAAGGAAGCUUGAAGCUGCUGUUUAAGUAGUUGUAUGGACGCUUCAGAUAGUCCCACAUAUCUUUAGCAGUAGAGAAAGCACGUAAGUUGUUGAUCAUGUGAGGUUCAACAGAAGCCAGAAUCCAGGUUAUAACUUGGGCGUCCUUUGUUUGCCACGCCGCCAAUGCCGUUUUCUCUGCCGGAGCAGUGGACUGAGCUACAUGAUCGUCCCAAAGGCCUUUCCCUUUCACGAACAUUUGGAACUGAAACUCCCAAGCGCCAUAAUUUUUGCCCGUAAAGCUGACACAGAAGUUUUCAAAAGUCUUUUCGGAAGCCAUGAGGAGCAAAGCAAACUGACCAGAAACAAGAUAGCACAAAAAAAACAGCAACGUUCCAGAAACAGAACAGCAAGAAAAGAAACAGAGCAGCGAACCAGGAAUAAAAGCAACGAACCAGGAUGGGCUACAGCAGCACAACACGAACCAGAAUCAGAGCAACGAACCAGAGAGCCAAGAUGAACCACGAAGGAGGCACGAUGUUGAUACGGAUAGGAGAAGCAAGAGCGUGUCGCUCUUAGCACACAAGGAAACGGCACAAGAGAAGUGAGAAGACUCGUGAUACCAUGUCAAGAAUAAUUGGCUUGAUCCUUCUCUGAUUCUAUUCUCUUCUAUAUAUAAUACAAUUACAUUUACAAGCAAUAAUGACUAAUUAACCCUAAUUCCUAAUUUGCACAACCUAAAUUAGGAAGUCUAAUUCUGUACAUUCAAAUAGGAAUAUUCUUGAUUCUAUUUCCUAAUUUCUCAAACAUAAAAUAGGAAACAAUCAUUUAUUGCAGAUAUCCUCAUUGACAUACACAAGUAAUUUCAUAAUUAUCAACAGAUCAAGGUUUGAAAGUGUAACAACAAAAUAGUAUUAGAGUAUAUGUGGCUGCAAUUGAUAAAUACAUAUCUAUUUAGUAUUUAGUUUCAAGGUGCAGUGCCUAUUUCACAGAAACUGUUAUUGGAUUAGAUGAUAUGAAAGAUUGAUUGUUUGAGUGAUUGCCUAACUUUCAUAUGUGAUUCUGUCCAGAAAUUUGCAUAAUCUAAUGUAGUGUGCUGAUUUUCCUUCUUUUGUUUUCAAUUUUUGAUCAUUUGCAUUGUACUUAGGCAGCUCAUCUUAGCCUCUUUAGAUAGAUAAGUAUUUGAAAAUUCUCAUUCCUUAUAUAAAGUGAUUUUAUGAAUCCUCUUUCUAUUACUUGUACUUCUUUGACUUGUUUAACUCUGUCAUCCAA
Lotus japonicus is the source of this 3499-nucleotide messenger RNA. Its product is annotated as sucrose-phosphatase 1-like. NCBI's taxonomy places the organism in Eukaryota, Viridiplantae, Streptophyta, Magnoliopsida, Fabales, Fabaceae. The record is from RefSeq and is a predicted model, not a curated record. Gene Ontology annotation, molecular function: magnesium ion binding; sucrose-phosphate phosphatase activity. The transcript is spliced from 8 exons. Bases 219 to 1412 code for a protein of 397 amino acids. Gene Ontology annotation, biological process: sucrose biosynthetic process.